Pisolithus orientalis is the source of this 1032-nucleotide messenger RNA. RefSeq names its product S-adenosyl-L-methionine-dependent methyltransferase. Gene Ontology annotation, molecular function: methyltransferase activity. The transcript has 7 exons. Bases 1 to 1032 code for a protein of 343 amino acids. NCBI's taxonomy places the organism in Eukaryota, Fungi, Basidiomycota, Agaricomycetes, Boletales, Pisolithaceae. The record is from RefSeq and is a predicted model, not a curated record.
AUGUCCCUCGACUCCUUUACACAGAGCGCCGCAAGCUCAAAGACGUCUGUAGACGUUUCGAUGCGGUCCUCUUCCCCCACCCCCUCGGUGUAUUCGAUGACGAGUUCUCUGCGCGCUCAAGCCUACAUACAGGAGUAUGGGAGGGACUUGAACAAUUAUUCUGAUGUCUACCGUUUACCGGCCGACGAGGAAGAGCUGGAACGCCUUGACAAUCAGUACGUGAUGUUCUGCAAGGUCUUGGGAAAGUAUCCCCCAUCUCUACCGACCGUCCUGGCGGACGAUGGCUUUGAGGUCAAAGCAGUGCUUGAUCUGGGGUGCGGCAGUGGCAUAUGGAUAAUGGACGUUGCGCGCGAGUUCCCUCACUGUAGCGCGGUAGCAGUCGACCUCGUUCCCAUGCAAUCUAUACACAUGCCUGCAAAUUGCAGGAGCGAAGUCGACGACAUUAACCUAGGGCUAGAGCAUUUUUAUGGUGACUUCAAUGUCGUCCAUGUACAACUUAUUUCCGCUGGGAUCCGUGAUUAUCACGCCAUGACAAAUCAGAUAAGUCACGUCCUGAGGCCUGGUGGUCUUAUAGAUAUCACCGAGUAUCCAUUUUACUUUACGGGGCCAGACAAAAAGCCGAUAAUUAAACCAAAGGGGUCAUUUGAACCCCCUUGGACGGCCCUCUGGAUGUCGUAUGCUAGCAGGGCUAUCACGGCACGCGGUGGUUCUACCGAUGCGGCAUUGCACCUACCUGAGUGGAUAUCAUCUAAUCCAGCAUUCGAAGAUGUUGUGGUCAGAGAUUCAUGGAUGCCAGCGUCUCCCUGGCUAAAGGGAGACGACCCAGAAACGAUUUUCUGGAAUGACAUUGCUGUUACCCUGAGGGAGGAUAUGAAGGUGUUCAUGAGAUCUGGUCGUCCACUCCUCCUUGGUCACGGGUUGUCGGCGGAUUUCGUUGAUGCGAUGGAACACAACGCGUGUCAAGAACUUGAUGAAGCAAAGACCCCGCUUUACGCCCUCAUUCGGAACGUAUAUGCCCGCAAGAGGCUUUGA